Molecule: messenger RNA, 2182 nt
Organism: Trichechus manatus latirostris (Florida manatee)
Lineage: Eukaryota; Metazoa; Chordata; Mammalia; Sirenia; Trichechidae
Gene: SPDYA
Product: speedy/RINGO cell cycle regulator family member A
Exons: 7
Coding region: 147-1088 (313 amino acids)
Biological process (GO): positive regulation of cell population proliferation; G1/S transition of mitotic cell cycle; positive regulation of cyclin-dependent protein serine/threonine kinase activity
Cellular component (GO): nucleoplasm
Molecular function (GO): protein kinase binding
Source: RefSeq, a predicted model, not a curated record
GCAUUAUAUUGGACAACUCUCAUCUGGCCCCACUACAUCCAAUCUUAUUUUCCCUUCCUUCCUCAGCAGAGAAGUUUCUGAGGGUCAGGAAGGAGAAUCUGUACCUAACUCCUUGAACACCAAAGGAGGAAUCUUGGGAAACUAAAAUGAGGCACAAUCAGAUGUGUUGUGAGACACCACCUACUGUCACUGUUCAUGUAAAAUCAGGGUCAAAUAGAUCACAUCAGCCUAAAAAACCCAUUAAUCUGAAGCGUCCUAUUUUUAAAGAUAGUUGGCAAGCAUCUGAAAAAAAUGCACAUAGUAACAACAAAUCUAAACGUCCCAAAGGACCUUGUCUAGUUAUACAGCGUCAGGAAAUGACUGCUUUCUUUAAAUUAUUUGAUGACGAUUUAAUUCAAGAUUUCUUAUGGAUGGACUGCUGCUGUAAAAUUGCAGACAAGUAUCUUUUGGCUAUGACCUUUGUUUAUUUCAAGAGGGCUAAAUUUACUAUAAAUGAGCACACCAGGCUAAAUUUCUUUAUUGCUCUGUAUCUCGCAAAUACAGUUGAAGAAGAUGAAGAAGAAUCGAAGUAUGAAAUUUUUCCAUGGGCUUUAGGAAAAAACUGGAGAAAAUUGUUCCCUGAUUUCUUAAAGUUAAGGGACCAACUCUGGGAUAGAAUUGACUAUAGGGCUAUUGUAAGCAGGCGAUGCUGUGAGGAGGUUAUGGCCAUUGCACCAACCCAUUAUAUAUGGCAGCGAGAACGCUCCGUGCAUCACAGUGGAGCUGUGAGAAACUACAACAGAGAGGAAGUUCAACUGCCCCGGGGCCCUAGUGCCACACCAGUAGAUUGUUCACUCUGUGGCAAAAAAGGAAGAUAUGUUAGACUGGGAUUGUCUUCAUCAUCAUCUUCAUCCAGUGGUACAGCAGAAGUGAUGGAAAAACAUUCUCAGGAAUCACACAACUUAUUCUCAAUGGACAAAGCAGUUGAUCCUUCUCAAGCUGAUAGCUAUUCUCAAGUAGUCAAUGAUCAUCAAUCAAACAAAGAAAAGAAAACUAAUUUCAUGGAGAAAGACAAAUCCAUGGAGUGGUUUACAGGAAGUGAAGAGUGAGAUGGUUCAACUAAACUUGGAAUCAGUAACUGCAAAAUGUCAAACUAACUGCAAGACAAGUGUCAAAAUGGGACAUUUAAGCAAUUUUGCAAUGUCAUACAUCUUUAUUUAGCUUUGGUUAGUUUUCAAAGUAAUAUGUAAAAGUUAUACAAAUGAUAGUAAUAGCUAAAAAUACCAAUUUAUGAAAGUAGUGAUUUGCAACAUAAAGUUCUAUUUUGGUACUUUCCAGUCUUCAAUUCAGUUGCUGUCAUCUGGAGUAUUCAGUUAAGUUGUGGUUUGAACUUCCUCAACUUAACAAGAAAAGCUAAUUUAAGAAGGGAAAAAGUAAGGUCAAUACAAUAAUUAGAAGAAAAACAUCAUUUAAUAAUGCUUGAAAACAUUACUCACCUGUGUGACCAGUUUGCCAAUGUAUAGGUCUAGCAAUAUAGGGAAAUGAUCCAUAUGGAAAAUCAGAAUGUGAUUCUUCUGGUAUAAAAUAAAAUAUAUACUGUAAACUAAAUAAAAUUUUUAUAAUUUGUUCACAAAAACUGUUAAAAUACAAACUACUGCCUCUACUGUCAGUUUUUUCUCCCAUCUUUUUCCAGCAUUUGUUUUGGAGCUACUCUGCCAGUUAUCUUACAUAAACAAUUUGUUAAUGUUACAUAAUAAAAUUAUACAUAAAUAUAAUCAAAGAGAUAAGUCCAUAUCAUAAAUCAAUGGCUAUCUGAAAACUUGUUCAUGGCCUAGAUAAUGUGUACAUACAAAGACAUAAAUUUAGUUCUUUGAAGAAUUCCAGCAAUAUCUUAGAAGUUGUUUUUUGGAAUAUUAGCUGUUUGCAUAUUAGGUCCUAUUAAAUUCAUUUCCUUAGUAAUACUCACUGAUCUAAAUUAAAACAUUCCUUAGAAUAUUUAAAGUGUUUAACAAUCUAAGCUCCUCCUUAGAAACAAGUAAAAUAUGAAUAUUAUAAGAAGCUCAGUUCUUCAGAGGUAUCAGUUUACAUAAAAGGCAGGAAAAGUCAUUAUUUUGUCCCUUACACAUUUUAAUAUAACAGAAUAAAUACUACAUUUCAAGGGAAUAUUUUUAAAAUGUAUUGGUCAAAACACCCAUUCUCCAUU